GCUCCGACUCCCUUGGCACAGCGCCGCAAUGCCGCAUGUCCUUAUGCGGUGCUGAGGAAAAAAAGGUUGUGCGCACACCUAAAGCGAAAAUACUCCAACAGCCACCAUUGGCCCGAAAAAAGUCUGAUUGGCUCGGCCUUGCAUACACGAGCAAAGUAUCGUUUUGCAGGGAAACGCGUCUCAUUUCGUUCCAGGGGGAGUGGGAGUAAUGCGCUGCCUCCUUGCCCUUCGUGGCGCCCUUCUCUUGACUGGCACCCGAUGAAAGCCUGCUGCGUGUUCCCCUCUGGGCCACUGGCACUGACCUUUAGUGGGUGGUGUCGUGUGGUGCGCUGACCCCUGUGGAACCCCACCCCUUCCCCGACCUUCUCAAUGCCACACCCUUUCCGCCCUAGAACCACUCAGCGUGAAGGCUGGGGUUGCAUCGCGAGGCGACUAAGUUUCAUGAGCGUAGCAAAAGAAAUCUGCGCGUGAGAAAAAUAACAAAGAACUUGAACUUGAGAUUAAGAACUUUGGUCCGAGAGCUACGAGAUUAAACGUAGAUUCAAAGUGGAUCGUAUUCGACGGUGAUGUCCUUAUCAUCAGGAAAUCCACGAAUUAACUACUGUACUUUGGGGAAAAUCAUAAGCCUUACCACAAGUGCAGCAAACUCUGAAAGAGAGUGAAAUUCUUGGAAUCGCGGGUAUCCAUCUCCUUACUUUCAAGUGCGGCUAGAUAAGGGUCUUACGCAGGACUUGCGUCCUUGCCGACUUCGCAGAGUCGAUCGAGUGCGUUCGGAAAAGUGGUUGGCGUUGCCGGGCAGAAAGCCACUUAAGCUACACUUCCCACACGCGUGGUCGGCGAGGUGGGGCCCGAAUGGGUCCGACCCGGCGGCCGAGGAGGAGAGGGAGAAGGGUCGCCCACGCGGUGCACCGGAGCGCCGUCUCUCUCGGCGGGAGGCGCGGCCGCGGCACGGAGUGCUCCAGUCAGCAUGCUGGAGCCCGCGCCCUGGCUGGAGCCCUGGCUGGAGCCGGCCUGGGCGCUCGUGUCCUGGGCGUGCUGCGCCGCGGCUCCGGUGCUCGCGCUAGUGCUCGCCGCGCUCGCCCCGCUGGCCUACUGGCAGCACCGCUGGGAGGACCAGGGUCGCGACCAGGAUGUGGCCGUCGAGGAGGACCUGCUGUGGCUCUCGGGCGAGGCCCGCGCCCUGCCCGUGCUCGGGAGCUUUGCGUCGUUCCUGCUGGGCGGGUCCAGCUUCCAGGACGACUUGGGCGCGCUGUACCGGCGGCACAGGGCCGAGGGCGGGGCGCGCGCCGGCGCGGCGGGCCUGUUCGAGUGGCGGGCGCGACCGUGCGUGCUGCUCCUCGACCCCGAGCUCGUGACCCGCGUCCUGGGCGCGGAUGCGGCCUCCUUCGCGGGGACGCUGCCCAAGGGCCUGGGGCCCGGCGUGCCGCCCGCGCUGAGGGAGAGGCUGUCGCCGCUGCUGCGCGCGGGCCGAGUGGGCGCCACGGCCCGCCUCAUGGUGGAGUGCGCCGAGCAGCUGGUGCAGUCCCUGGGAGAGAGCGCGUCAGCGGGGCCCGUGGACGUUGAGGUGCUUGGACCGCUCGACCGCUUCUCCACGGUCGUGGUCGGCGCCUGCGCGUUCGGCGUGGCCGGCAACUGCGUCCAGGACCCCGACUGGGAGCUGCACCGCGUGGCCGGCGCUGCGAGGCGCCCGCCCCGGCUCAGCCUGCUGGCGCUGGCCCUCGUCACCGCGCUGCCCUCGGCGGCCGCCCUCGUGCCGGCACGCGUGCUCUACCCGGCCGCCACCAGCUUCUACGUCGACAUGCUCCGGGAGUCGGCCGCCUUCCGGGCGCGCACGCGGACCAGGCGGACGGACUUUGUCGACCUGAUGCUGUCCGCCGCGGCGCCCAGCCGGGCCCAGCGGGGCCUCUCGGAGCAGCACGACUUCCUGACCGCAAAGGACCGGCGGCGACACUGCGCGCUGGCGUACGACGUGGUGGCGGCUCAGGCCUUCGUGCUGCCCGCGCACGCGCCGCGGGUCGUGGCUCGCUGCCUGCGCGAGCUUGCGGGCCUCCCUGACCUGCAGCAGCGCGUGGCACAGGAGGUGCGGUCUGCGCGCGACCCGGACCAGCCGCUGGGCCUGCAGGUGCUCCGGCGCGCGCCGCUCCUGGAGAAGGUUCUCCUGGAGGCGCUUCGCCUGGAGCCGCCGUGCAGCGCCCUCUCCACGGAGGUGGGCGCCGGCGGCUACGCCCUGCCCGUGGUGGGCCCCCGGCGUGGCCUGCUCCUGGAGCCUGGCACGCACCUAUACGUGGCCGUCGACGCCGUCCACCGGGACGCGGACCUCUACCCCGACCCGCUGCGCUUUGACCCGGAGCGCUUCUCGGCGGCGGCGCGGCGGGCGCGCCCCACAGGGGCCUACCUCCCAUUCGGCGAGCUCCCCGGCCCCGACGGCGUGGCCGAGUGGGCGGCCAGCGGGCUGCCGCCGCCCGCCAGCAGCACCGCGGCGCUGUUCGCCCUGCAGGAGAUGGGCCUGUGCCUCGCGGCGCUGCUGGCUGACCUGGAGUUCGGCGUCAGUGGGGUCGACGCCCGGGGCGACGUGCGGCCCAAGCAGGUGUGGCUGCGGGUCCAGCGGCGCCCGCUAGACAGCACCUCCUAAGGACAACCUGCACGCCACACUAGUCGAUGGAGAUGCUCUUGUGUCAACGUCAACACCCAGCUCCCCGGCUCCCGUCAAACUUCACAAAUGACUGUCGCUGUCACGCCUCGACACGACACACAACAAGUGAGAAGACCUUGACCGCCGUUUGUGAAGGCGUCAGACUGCCGUCGACUCUCUGACGCCCGCCGGACCGGUAUUGGCCGAGGGGCUCGGCAGGGAGGCCCCCUAUCACCCCACCACGUCCAGCAGCAGUAUUGUGCGUGUGCUCUUUGCGGCAGGGUGCGUUUGUUUGCCAGGGGGGGCAGUUUGUCGACGUUACUGUUUUAUGUAGGUCGCUGCAUGGGCAGAGAUAGGAGGUCAUACGGUACUGACCUUGGGUCGAUUGAGACGAAUUCCAUCGCUGGCACACCGAGUAGGGACUAUUUUGGGGCGGGAGUGGCGCUCUGGCGCCGUAGUGGUUCUGCUCUGCGUACAGAACGCGCCGAGGGCGGCCAGCACACCGGCAAAGCAAGUUAUUUCUGUCCUGUUGCUCAUACUGACUGUAGGAAUGAGACAACUCUCGCAAUAUCGUGGUGCAACGAGAUGGCCACCGAUUAAAAGGAUGGGCUAUUGUUAAAGGGAGAGACGUAUCACCGAAUUGGUGGGCGGUCCCCUCGGCCGGCCUAAACCCUGUGUGACCACCCCUGGACGGGCUCGGGGGGAGGGGGUGGGGUCUCCUGCAGCUGUGCCGGCCGGGCGCGGGUUCACUGUACCAAAACUGCACGAGAGCCCGGUGCUGGACGGCGCCGCAGCCAGGCGCGGCGCG
Messenger RNA from Frankliniella occidentalis (western flower thrips), 3440 nucleotides. RefSeq names its product probable cytochrome P450 6a13. The coding region runs from base 968 to 2632 and encodes 554 amino acids. Lineage: Eukaryota; Metazoa; Arthropoda; Insecta; Thysanoptera; Thripidae. Gene Ontology annotation, molecular function: iron ion binding; monooxygenase activity; heme binding. The transcript has 3 exons. The record is from RefSeq and is a predicted model, not a curated record.